CAAAGAAGAAGAAGGAGUGGACGCACCGCGUAGCGCUCGGGUGCGUGAUCGAACGCGGCGGCGGCGGCGGUCGUCGUUCCAGCCGCAGAUGACGGCACACCAAAAUCCCACUUAGGUCAAAUUUUUCGCAGCGCGGACUGGGGAUUGCCUACAUUCGACAUGACAGAGCCACAGACUACGAGGCUCAGAUAUGCGAGCAAACAGAGGUAUGUCCUCUUGGCUAGAAAACCGGGCCAGUACCCGCAGGAUAUGUCGCCUCCGCCAGUGCAGCAGACUUCGGCCACCGUGCUCGCAGGAGGCGCGCCUUCCGUUCAGCCUCCUUGUUGUAUACCUCCCCCGUAUGGUCCACCGGCAAUGCCUUAUCCAGAGCCUCCUUUCGCCAUGGGACCGCCACCGUUUGAUGCGCCACCAAUGGGGCCGUUCCAGCAGCCCCCACCGCAAGACAUGAUGUCUCUAGGGACGAUGGGACAUCUUCCCUUUGGACCAGACUCGUUUUCAUUUCCGCCACCGGACCCUAAUAACCCUUACCUGCCCAUGAUGCCUCCACCGCCUUGCGAUCUCCCCGGCAUGUACGAUGAUUUUGACACGAGAGAUUUAUAUUCUCGUCGCAGAAGCUCCGCACCCUACAACCCGAAGGGAAGCACGAAUAGUCAGAUAAAUAUCACUAUCAAUGUCGGAGAUGAAGAUGUCGAUGGCGGUUAUGCUUCUCCGAGAGAAGGGAUUCGUGGAGGACGAGAGAGAUACAGGGAUUACGAUAGAGAUGGUGAUGAUUACAGAGAUUAUGGUCCCAGUUCUCGAAGGUCUCCUAGAAGGGAUAGGUAUUGCGAUGAAGAUGAAGACGAGCGACCUCGUAGAAGACGCUCAAAGUCUAGGACUAGGGAUGGCGAGCGGAGCUCCCGCAGGCGGAGGUCGAAGUCGCGAGGUCGAGAUGAGGAAGACGAGGAUAGGAAACCUCGUAGAAAAAAGUCGAGGUCUAAAAAAUCACGGAAAAAGAAGUCGAAAUCGAAGAAAUCGAAACGCCGAGGCAGUAGUGAUGAGGAUCACAGUGACGACGACACUGACCAAAAGAAUGGGAGAAAAACGUCUGACGCAAAUCAGAGUGACGAGAGUGACGAGGAUAAAGAUGAUAACGAGGGGCGCGACUAUGGGAGAUGGUCAGGAAGAAAAGGCAGCAGUCGCCAGUUGGAGAGCUACAUUUCCGAGGGCGAAGGACUGGAUCAACUCUUUAUGCUUAGAAAGACCGGCAACGUGGCUCCCAAGAAGAAAAAGAGGAAGCACAAGAAAAAGGCCCAACCUGCCCCAGAACCACCACCUCCUAUCCCCGUACAAAUUCCCAUCAGUCCUGUGUCUUCACCGCCUCCAUCUGCUCCGAGGGCCACUGGCGUUGGCGGUUUCUUCGCGUCCCUUUUCGGUGCGAAGUCACCUCAACCGUUACCCGAAGCGGCCCCGGCUGCUUCGGUAAUUUACUUGGUUCCUCCUCCUCCAAUUUCCGCUCCACCACCCCCUGAACAGUCUUCGUCGUCGUCAUCGGAAGAGGAGUUCGCAGAUCAUUUCGAAAUCGAACCCCUCGGUAAGAAGCAACUGAUUGAAUUUUGUCGCAGAAUUAACAUACGGGAGAUGGUCAAGAAGCAAGUUGACGAGGAGCAACGAGACAGGGAGAGGCUCGAGAAGAAGAUCAUGAGGAGAAUGAAAAGGGAUAAGAAGAUACUCGACGACGAGAAGGAAGAGGAGAAAACUCCCAAGUCUGAAGAGAAGAAACCGGAAACUCCAAAACCAGAUUCAAAGAAAGAGGAACCACCAAAGGCGGAACAAAAGAAAGAUGAACCACCAAAGGUGGAACAGAAGAAACAGGAACCAAAGCCAGUGGAGCCAUCCAAACCAGCUGCGCCGUCACCUGCUCCGGCAGCGCCUCCCGCGGACGUGCCGCCUCCACCGCCCACGUCACCUCCACCACCCACGUCACCUCCACCUGCGCCUCCAGCACCUCCACCAACGUCACCUCCACCUGCGCCUCCAGCACCUCCACCUGGAGAAGCGCCUCCAGCACCUGCAUCACCUCCACCUGGAGGAGCUCCACCUCCUCCAGCACCUGCAUCACCCCCACCUGGAGGAGCUCCACCUCCCUCAUCGCCUCCACCCGCAGGAGCGCCUCCAGCACCUGCAUCACCCCCACCUGGAGGAGCUCCACCUCCCUCAUCGCCUCCACCCGCAGGAGCGCCACCACCUCCUUUGUCACCUCCUGCAGAUGGAGCGCCUCCUGCUGCCAGUCCGCCUCCGCCGGCUUAGUUGAUGCCUAAUAAUUGAGACAAUGGUAAUAAAUACAACUCUAUUAUCUAU
Molecule: messenger RNA, 2337 nt
Organism: Ornithodoros turicata
Lineage: Eukaryota; Metazoa; Arthropoda; Arachnida; Ixodida; Argasidae
Product: WW domain-binding protein 11-like
Exons: 2
Coding region: 160-2286 (708 amino acids)
Source: RefSeq, a predicted model, not a curated record